CUCCUAAACCAGAAUUCGGUUACAAUGGUGCAGUAACUGCCACAUCUCCAGGAGGUGGUACUUAUCCAAAUGGUUCACCAGCUUCUACUGCCACGGCGGCUGGUGGUGGUACAGGUCCUGGGUCAGGGCGAACGAACUUCACCACCAAACAGUUAACAGAACUGGAAAAAGAGUUCCACUUCAACAAAUACCUUACUAGAGCACGGCGAAUAGAGAUAGCUUCAGCCCUCCAGCUCAACGAAACCCAGGUGAAAAUUUGGUUUCAAAAUAGAAGAAUGAAACAGAAAAAAAGAAUGAAAGAAGGCCUCCUACCCACCGAUGUAGGUUCCACCAAAGAGAACAGUCCAACCUGCACUACACCAACUCUCCUUAACAGUCCCCCAACUGCGGGAAGUGGCGCAACAACGCCAUUAUCUUCUAAAGAUGCAAACCAGUGACAUGAUUCCAUUUGUACUUCAUUUCGUGGUACAGCACAUAAGAAAACAGGAUUAUUCUAUUUCUAGCUCAUCAAAAAAUGUACAGAGAUUCGAUGGCUGGAAAUACUUAUGUAUCUAUGGCUUGCUUAGAGACCAGGGACUAUCUAAAGGACAGGGCCGUGCUUCUAUAAUGGCUUAUCUUGAAAACAGAACUGCCAAGGGCGCCUAUGAUGUAAGGGUUCCUAUUUUUGUGACUUCUAUUCCGUCGAAAUGUGAUGCCAUGUUAGAUUUUACAUCUAAGAGAAUGUUACUGUAAUUUUAAAUGUCAGCAGAGAAAAUGACAAUUUCUUGUCAAUUGGAAUGAAGUUCAAAGUAUCAGUUCAAAGGAAAUUUUGUGUGGCAUUAAAUCUUAUAUUAUUUAAAGUUAUUAUAUGAUGAUAUAUUGAGUAAAUAUAAGUAUUUGCUUUCUAUUUCAUAUGUAAAUAUUAAAUAUGUUUAGUUUUGAGUUAUAAAAUGUUUUAUGUGAAUAUUUUGUAACUCUUGUGAAAUGAAACAUUUAAUUAAAAGGAAAAUAAGGAUAUAUUUAUAUACAAAGGAGAAAAUUACAAAUAAGAAAAUGUAUAUUAGUCUUAAAUUACUGAAAAAAAAUUUUGUUUUUAUGCACAUUGAAUUUCAAUCUUGAUAAAUUUAGUAUUUAAUAAUAACUUAAUAUUUAAAUUUGAAGAGAAUGAAUGAAAUGAAACAGACACUUUUUGUGAUUCCAGAAAAGUAUGUAUUAUAUUAACAAAUUAAAUUAAAUUAUUUACUGACUUGAGGAUAUAUGUACUCACAAUCACAGCUUAAGAAGAUUCAAAUCUAAUUACAAAUUCACUAGAAAUAAUAUUUAAUACGUUUAAUUUACUCGUUUUUGUUUUUCUUUGGUCUGAGAAAUAUUUUAAUUAUACAAAUGCAUUAUUUUUCUUUUUGACAGAAAGUUUCAUUUUUUUA
Molecule: messenger RNA, 1403 nt
Organism: Stegodyphus dumicola
Lineage: Eukaryota; Metazoa; Arthropoda; Arachnida; Araneae; Eresidae
Product: homeobox protein Hox-B1-like
Biological process (GO): regulation of transcription by RNA polymerase II
Cellular component (GO): nucleus
Molecular function (GO): RNA polymerase II cis-regulatory region sequence-specific DNA binding; DNA-binding transcription factor activity, RNA polymerase II-specific
Source: RefSeq, a predicted model, not a curated record